UAAAAAUAGAACGUAUUUAUACAUUUUUGGGAGCAAAUGAGUUAAUAGUACUGGUUAGCUUGUUGCUUGUUGUAGUAUUUGUUGGCCAAUACUGCUCAUUUGUGACUCAAAUUAGUGCAUUUACAGUUAGCAACGGUACUGGAUGCUGUAUAUUGACUGUAUUAAGUACAGUAUGUGUUAAACUGAAACAUAUUCAUUCAUGACUAAUGUUUUAUUGUUCCAUAAUGCUAGUUGGACAAAAAAAAAACUAACAGGGAAUGCAGUGUAGAGUUAGAAUUAUGUUUUAUUAAUUUAGAUUUUUUUAAACUAAGGUUAAUAUGUAUACAAAAGACCGGAAGGUUUUUCCUCUCCAUGUAUUUUUAAUGCAAAGCUUCACAUAAGCCAAGCAGUCGUCCGUGUAUUGGUCACCUGGACUAUCUUUAGCUCAUGCUGGCAAGUGAAUGGAAGUGCCGUACUUAUCUUCCCUGCUGUCAUCGAGGCUGCCAGUAUUUUUAGGGGACAGGAGCAGCUGCAAAAGCAUUUAACAGUAUUCCACGAACAAUGACACUUGGGGUGUCUGUGGGCUGAACGCCGCAGAGAUCGGGGGGGAUCGUUGCGAAACCUAGACCACCAAGGAGCCUGAAGUUGGGCUUGAACCAAAUAGAAAGCUUCCAACAUGCACUGGAAUAGAUGGAAAACAUGAAUUUGAAGUGGACUUGGGACAUUACUCUGCCUUCAGGAGACCCGCGGUACUGCUACGACUCUCAAAGACUGAUUGCGAAUGCGGAAUGUAUGUUGACGGUCGUCAUUGGCAACUGAAGCGAGAAACUACAAUUGAAAAAGAACUGAGACUGCUCAGGGCCCUGUGAAUAAAGUUCUGUCAAGUUUUGCACUCUUUAACUGAGGUGAAAUUAAGCUGACAGGGAAACAAUGGACGUAUUUGGGGGCGCACCACGCUUCCUGGCAUAUCCCAGGCAAGUUGGUGUGCUAAGCGGUACUGAUGCAGUCCUGAAGUGUCAAAUCGGUGGAGAUCCGAGACCAGCAGUCAUAUGGGAGAGGAACAAUGAGAAGAUCGACCCACAAGGACGAUAUCGUGUCUUUGAGGAUGGAAACGUUUACAAUCUGAUCAUAACCGGCGUUACGAUUGAGGAUAGUGGUCAGUAUAUGUGCAAAGCAAAAAACAGCAUUGGUGAAACAUACGCAGCGGCAACACUGAAGGUGGAAGGCGAGGCACAAGAGCUGGAGUUGAGAGAGGAGAACAAACCACGUUUCCUCAUCAAACCUCUAUCCACUCGAGCAGGUCGAGGAGAAGAUGCUGUCUUCUCCUGUAAGCUAUGGGGAAGCCCACGACCAGAGGUGACCUGGGAAAAGGAUGGCAGAAAACUCAGCGAAAUAUUUGAAAGCACUCACUUCAGCGUGGGUUACCAGGAUGGAGGAUGGUUCCAGCUUAAGAUCUUUAAGACUCGCGCGCCUGACGGAGGGGUAUACACGUGUAAAGCAAGGAAUGAAUUUGGUGAAGCUUUGGCAGGAGCCGUGUUGCUUGUUGAUGCGGGACCUGGACACGAAGAAGACGGAAACCGCAACGGGUACACAAAUGGACACAGAAAAUCUCACCAAGGAAAACAGAGGAUCAGGCAUAUGCCUAAUCAACACAGAGCCGACAUGACAACUAAGUCCACAAGGGUAAAAAUGUUUGCAGUGACAGAAGGGAAACAUGCAAAGUUCCGCUGUUUUGUAACAGGAAAACCCAAACCGGAAAUUAUUUGGAGAAAAGACGGCAGACUGAUACUGUCUGGAAGGCGCUAUUUGUUAUACGAGGAUCGAGAAGGAUACUUUACACUCAAGGUUCUGUACUGUAAGCAGAAGGAUAACGGUGUCUACGUGUGUGCUGCUUCAAACACAGCAGGCCAAACCCUAAGUGCUGUACACCUCUCUGUAAAGGAGCCACCUGUACGGUUCAAGCAGCCCCUUAUUGAUCUGGAGGUAUGGGAGCGGGACUUGGCAGUUCUCGAGUGUGAAGUUCCAGAGGACUCUGUCCCAAUCACUUGGUAUCUGGAGGAUCGACGAUUACAGCCAGGAGCCAAGUAUGGAAUGGAGGAAUGGGGAACAAAACGCAGACUCACAAUCCGCGACAUUGGAGUAGAUGAUGACGGGAUUUACCUUUGCGAAAUGCCUGAUGGUGGACGAAGCAUCGCCGAGGUAGCAGUAAAAGGUCCAAUUAUGCGGAAACUUCCAAGGAAAGUUGACGUUUUGGAAGGAGAGAAUGCCGCCUUUUGUGUUGAAGUGGAAAAAGAAGAGAUGGACAUACACUGGUACAAAGAUGGCGUGGAGCUGCGUGAAACACAUCAGACCAUCUUGAAAUCCUUUGGGCGAACUCACAUUCUGGUUUUUGUCAACACAAUGCCACAAGACUCAGGCUCUGUGACUUUCUUUGUGGGGAGAUCCAAGACUUCCUCACAGCUCAGAGUGAAGGCGGCCAAACAUUGUCCUCCUAGUUGUCCAGUGGGAGUGCAGAUCAAUACAGAGCGUGCAAAUGCAGCGCUUCUUUCAUGGACUCCAGCCCAGGACUCGCGCAAGAACCCUCCUUCCGGUUAUGUACUGGAGCGGCAAGAAGUGGGGACAGGUUCACAGGAGUGGGUACAGUGUCUGACCACUGACUCGGCCACCUCAGUUGAAAUCCUUGGUGAUAGCGUGCCUUGCGAGGCAGAUUAUCGAUUUCGCAUCUGUAGUGUCAACAAAUACGGAAAGAGCAACAAUGUGGAGUUCCCUAAAGCGGUACACUUAGUUCCAGUAGCCAGGAUACAAACCCCUUUACAAGACGCACUUGUUCCAGAAGGACAAGAUGCAGUAUUCACCAUUGAAUUAUCUGCAUCUGUUAUUGGCUCGUGGUUUUUAAAUGGCACGCAACUUCAAGAUGACGAGCGAUUUUCCAUGCGUCGCUCGAGAACACACCAGUCUCUUCGAAUCCAAGGGGUUCGAGACAAGGAAAAUGGAGCGGAAAUAACAUUUGUUGCAUACGGCAUACGGGAUUCAGCUGCGUUGUACAUUCAGGCUCCUCUCGUCAAGUUUUCAAUAAUGUCAGAAAUGGACCGAAACAAAUUUGUUGAAAUUGGGAACCCCAUCGUACUCUACUGCGAGCUCUCAGACCCUGCGGCUCCAGUGCACUGGUACAAGAACGGGAUGGAAUUACAGACAACAGAUGGUCUUCACAUCCAGUCAGAGGGUACCAUGAGGAGGAUUGUCAUCCAGUCAGCAGAGUUCUCACAUUCAGGAGUGUACUGCUGCGACGCCAUUGAUGAUGUCAUAAGGUUCAAUGUGGAAGUUGAGGCCCCAUCUGUGAGGUUUUCAGCUAUUCCUGAAGCAGCAAGGAUCAAAACUGUCCAUGCAGGCUCUCCUAUUCUGUUACGUUGCGAGCUAUCAGAUCGCGAUGCCCAGGUGCACUGGUACAAAGACGGCUCAAAGCUCUUCCCUCAAAGUGGAGUAAAUAUUCAAGCGGAUGGACUUGUGAGGAAGUUGGUUAUCCCUUCAGCUGAUUUUUAUCACUCUGGCUUAUACAGCUGCAAGACGAAGGGUGAUGCUGUCACGUUUAAUGUGAAUAUCAAAGCUCCACCUGUGAAGUUCUACCCACUUUCUGAAGAAAUGAGGACCAAGUCGAUUGAAGCAGGGAGUCCUUUGGCACUCCGGUGUGUGGUUUCUGAUCCCGACGCCAAUGUUUGCUGGUAUAAGGAUGGAAUACAGCUUGUUUCAGAUUCUGAGUUAGCAAUCCAGAUGGACGGAACCACAAGGACUUUAGUUAUUCAGUCGGCAGAGCUGCUUCACUCUGGUGUGUACCGAUGUACAACAAAAGAUGACACCAUGGACUUUCAAGUCGAGAUAAAAGCUAAACCUGUGAUGCCCUGCAAUAACUCCGAAGUUAAGAGAGCCAAGUCCUUUGAAAUGGGCGAACCUUUGGUUCUGGAAUGUGAGGUUGCAGACUCCACAUUACCUGCACAAUGGUAUAAAGAUGGUGUAAAGCUCUUCCCACACAAAGAGCAGGACAUACAGAGUAAUGGCACACUGAGGCGACUCAUUGUCCCUUCUGCCGAGCUUGUGCAUGCCGGGCAAUACAACUGUGAAACAUCAGAUGAGACCAUCCACUUCACUGUGGAUAUGAAAGCUCCUUCUGCGCUGUCAUCACCCUCGCCUUUGAAGUUUGUGGAGAAGUAUUCCCUUGAGACACCCUGCUCCUUCGAAACACCACGUGAAAUUUCAGACCCUGAGAGUCCUUGUCCACUUAAGCCAGAGGGGUCACUGAAAAAAGCUAAAGCUACAGUAUCAAAUUCCGGACGACACUAUGGAAAGGAAGACAUAAAGAAGACUCUUAUCAUUGAACCAAGUCAUCCAUCAAAUUCUGGAGCUUACUACUGUGCAACAGCAGAUGAUGUUGCUCCAUUAGUUGUAAACACUCAAGUGCCAGCUGUGACAUAUGGUCCAGAUGUUGAGAGGGCCAAUUCCGCUGAAGAGCGCUGCCCAAUUGUGCAACAAUUUGAGAUUUCAGACCCUGUUGCCAAAGCUUGUUGGUACAAAGAUGGAACUCCACUCUACCCCAAAAUGGAAACUGUUCUUGAACCCGAGAGCAGCACACAAACAUUUCCUUCUCCAGUCACAUUUGACCUUUGUGGUGUUGCGAGUUUUAGCUGUGAAACAUCUGCAGACACAAAGUUUAAUGUGGACUUAAAAGCCGAGCAGUGUCACUAUGCUGGUGAGAUUGGUGAGGUUUCUGAUGCAUCUGCCCAAAUCACUGCGGAUGUCAAAGCUACACUGCCAAGGUUUGCCACUGAACAAGAGAAGAUCAACUUGACAGAUCCCAUGUGCAUUCCCUCAAAGCCCAAGUCUGUCAACUCCAGCGAUGAGAACAGAGAUACUCUGAUAUACGAAGAACAUUCCAUGUGCAAAACCACUCCUCAGUCAACCAAUGAAGAUAUAAUUGAUGGGAUUUUAUCUAAAGACAAAAGCCAAGUCAACGAUCAACAAAAACACUCAACUGUUAAAUCUCCAUUUGACUGCAACCUAGUAAAGCCAUCAAUAAUGAAACUUGACCAUCAUAGUACAUAUAACGAAUCUCAAGGUGAGGAAUUGUUUUUCCAUAUAAAGAAGGCAGAAGACCCAGAAGUUUCUGAACAGUUUAUUACUUCCUUGCAGACAGCAGUCCCAUCAGAACUUUGUAAUUCCCAGAGGAGUACAAAAAAAGAAUCACAAGAAACUAAUGUCAAGACAGUUUCUGCCCAGUUAGAAGGGCGCUGUAGCUCUAAACCCAGUGCUCUCCUGUCAGACCUAGAUAACCACAUAAAGACUUCUACACCCCAGUCAAGGAACUUAACAAACAAUAUAGAGACUGCAUCUGCGCAAUUAGACAGUUUAUGCGACUCUGUAAAAAGUCUCCACACAGAGAAGCCUUUUAGACUAUUACAGUCUACAAAAGUCCAAGAAGAGAAGGCCUGCAAUUCCACAGAGAGUCCAGACUUCCUGACAAAUAAUCUUCUUAAUUGCAUCCAGACUAAACUACUCAGUUCAGGGGUCCGCGGUAAUUCUUUACAGACUGAUAUUCACCAAUCAGAGUUGAUUUCAACUGCUUUCUCAGCACAAAACGAAAUGCUUGCCACACCAUCUUGUGUAUCAAUGAAACUAUAUGAAGCUUCACACCCAGAAAUUGUCCACUCAAAGGGAAAUUCUAACUUCCAUUCUCCAUUGGUUGGACCGGAUGAUGUCUGUCAAAGAGAACAGUCUGUGAUAACCCAGCAGUUUCAGUCCAUGCUGGAAACAACAGUACUGGAGGCUUGUCACCACAAUACCGAGGCUGCAAAGGACCAAGUGCACAUAACAGAGAACUCUGGACAAGGAUCGUCAAUGCGGGUUUCAGGUUCGACUUGUUUCAAGCAGCCAUCAAGUGACCAAUCAGAAGAAAGGUAUCGGUCAAGGACAUGUGGCAGUCACAGCAAUGUCACUGCAAUUAAGGUGGCUGUUGAAGGUGAUUUAAACGCUCCACCUGUGACAAUUGCAACACCAUGUCAGACUGAGAGGAUCGAGUCUGUGGAAGUGGAUGAGCCUGUGGCACAACCUGUAGUGCUACCACAUUUACUAGCAACUCCAGAUGAGGUAGUCACUCAGUACAAGGAUGGAAUACAACUACAUGACGAGGCUGGCCAAGAUACGACAGUGGACAGUUCUAUAAGAGCUUUGCCUUCUGCUAAACUGUCUGAUGCGGGGGGUUACAGCUGUGAGACAACAGAUGAGGCUAAACCAUUUCAACUGGAUGUUGAAGUUCCUCUUCAGACAUUCUCAGCUAUAACAGAGACUGAGCAAAAACAGACAGUCACGGCAGGCUGUCCUGUUGCUCUGCAGUGCGAGCUGUCAGAACCAAGUGGACAAGUCACGUGGUACAAAGACGGAACAAGGCUCCCACCUCAAACUGGAAUAGACAUCCAUUCAACGGAUAAUUUGAGAUCUUUAGUUAUUCCUUCUACCAAGGAGGCUCAUUCUGGCGUAUACCGUUGUGAGUCGAAGGACAACGACAUCCAGUUCACUGUGGAAGUAAAAGCCCUUCCCGCAAAGUUCUUGGAGCUUCAAGAGGCUGACAGGAACAAGUCCAUCCAACAAGGCUGUGCUAUCGUUCUCAGCUGUGAACUCUCUCAGGAAUCUGCAGUUGACUGGUACAAGGAUGGUGUCAAACUACAGCAACAAAGCAAUUUGGAGUUGCAAAAAGAGGGUCGAAAAAGAACACUUUUUAUACCUUCAGCUGAAACCACACAUAGUGGCAUGUUUGAAUGUGCAACGGCCGAUGACGCUGUCACAUUUAAAGUGGAUGUAAAAGGCCGAUUGCCACAUAUUACACCAGUCCCGGAAUCAGAAAAACACAAGAUGAUUGCAGCUGGUUCUCCGAUUAUUCUCCAGUGCGAGGUAUCGGAUCGAGUCGCCCAGGUUUCCUGGUUUAAAGAUGAGGUUGAUCUCUUUUGCAAAACUGGCCUCGACAUGAAAAGAGAUGGCAGCCUCAGAAAAUUAAUAAUUCACUCUGCUAAAACAUCAGACUCGGGGCUUUACGGCUGUAAACUUGCUGAAGAUGUCGUUACAUUCCAUGUAGACGUCCAAGCUGCUCCUGUAAAGUUUGCAGCAAUUCCAGAUGAAGAAAGGAACAAAUUGGUAGAAACAGGCUGCCCAGUUAAGAUGCAGUGUGAAGUCUCAGAGCCAACUGCCCAAGUCCAGUGGCAGAAGGACGGUGGGCAGCUGCUUCCAAAAACUGAUUUUGAAAUCCAAAAUGAAGAGACAUUGAGAGCGUUGGUUAUUAAAGCUGCAGAAGUCAGACACUCUGGGGUGUACAGCUGUGAUUCUGCAGAUGACCACAUAGAAUUCAAGGUGGAUGUUGCAGCUGUUCCAGAAGUUACAGCCAAGCAGGCGGCUCAAGCAGGCGAUAAAGAAAAAAUGCAGUGCAAGGGCUCAGACUCCACAGGCCUCCCUGGCUUGCAUGAGGACGGAAUAAAACACUUUCCGCAAUCAGCAACACAGAUCGAUUCAGAAGGCCACAGAAGGACACCUGAACUGGAUUCAGCAGUGUCCGUACUCCCAGUCUCUGGGGAGUAUGGUUGUAAAAGCGAUGAUGAUUCAGAGUCCAACGAUUGCUAUGCGGAGGUGAAAGCCCCGCCGAUAACGUUUGCCGACAUCUUAGAAGAGGAGCUUUUUAAAAGCGUGGUGGAGAAAUCACAGCUCAGGCUGUCGUGCGAAGUGUCGAGAGACGACGCAGUUGUCCAGUGGUACAAGGACGGAGCUGAAAUCCAACCUAGCGCCAAUAUUACAAUACAAGCUGAAGCGACAAUGAGACAUCUCGCAAUUGAGUCUGCCCAGUUGGUUGAUUCGGGCAUAUAUACAUGCCGCGCAGGAGACAACGCUGUAGUGUUCAAGGUCAACAUUCGAGAACCUCCGGUGAUGAUCGUAUUCCCCAAGGAGGAUGUCCACCUUGACCGUCAUGUCCCUGAUGAAAUUAUUCUCAGCUGUGAACUGUCCCGUCCAAAUGGAGUGGUGAGCUGGUACAAAGAUGGCCAGAAACUCCAGAAAAGCGAGAACAUCAAACUCAAAGUAGAAGGCCCUUAUCGACGACUGAAGAUUCUGAAAAGUGGUGUUGAGGAUUCUGGAGAAUAUGUUUGUGAUACAGCUGACGAUUCAAUAUUCUUUAACCUCACUAUUACAGAACCUCCAGUGCGGAUUGUAUCCCCAAGUCAGUCGCAAAUGGAACUGUGCCAGCAAACGUCAGAGAGGAUGGUACUGAGCUGUGAGAUUUCACGGCCAAAUGCGGUGGUCCGUUGGUACCGAGAUGGACUCGAGGUAGAGGAGAGCGACAAUCUCAUUCUCGAAGUAGAUGGAGUCUACAGACGACUCAUCAUACCUGAAACCACAGUUAAAGAUUCCGCUGAAUAUGUUUGUGACACUACAGAUGAGUCCAUGACAUUCUUUGUAAAUAUAGCUGAGCCUCCUGUUCGUUUUGUCCGUCGACGAAAGACUGUCAACAUACUCGAAAAAAUUGUUAAUGAAACCUUGGUUCUGGACUGUGAGGUGUCAAGGCCAAAUGCUGUGGUUUUCUGGAAGAGAAACGGAGAAGAAGUAGAAGACUCCAAAAAUGUCACCAUUGUUGAAGAUGGCGUAGCUCGUCAAUUAACCGUUCAUUCACUGGCUUUAGCAGAUGCGGGAUUAUAUAUCUGUGAUGCAAAAGAUGAUGUGAUGGAUUUUCAUGUUAAAGUGAAAGAUGUGCCUGUACAAAUUAUUGGGAAAACCAAUGCCAAAACAGAAAAGCAAUUCCUAGUGUCUGAUGACAUUAUUCUAGUGUGUGAACUGUCCAGACCAAACGCAGCUGUCAAUUGGUAUAAAGACAAUCAACCGAUAGAUAACACUGAACGGUACUGCAGUGAAGAGCAGGGUGUUUUCCGAUCAUUGGUUGUCCUCAGUGCUUCACUCGAGGAUUCAGGGGAAUACUCUUGUGAUGCUGGGGAUGAUAAGAUGGUAUUCCAUAUCACAGUUGCAGAGCCUCCAGUCAGGAUUGUUGGAAAUUCUGGACAUCCGGAGCAUCACAUUUUACUAACAGGAGAAGAACUUAUUUUAGAGUGUGAGGUGUCCAGGUCAAAUGCUACCGUUCAGUGGCUCUGGAAUGGUGACAUACUCAAACCAGACACCCGCGUUAAAAUCUACAGCCAUGACGUUAUGAGGAAGCUUGUUCUUUCUGGACUUCAAUUGUCAGACUCUGGAAAAUAUGUUUGUGAUGCCGGAGAUGACAAGCUGAUCACAAUUGUUGAAGUGCAGGAGCUACCGGUCAAGUUUUUGAAUAAAAAAGCGACCAAUAAAAUCUUAGCCUAUGAAAAUGAGAGUGCAACACUGUGUGCUAUCGUGAGCCGAGACAAAGCUAAUGUACGCUGGCUGAAAGACGGCCAACUACUGAACAAGGACAACAUUCACAUCUCCAGCGAGGGUAAUACCCACAAGCUCACCAUUAAUCCCCUGCAGCUGUCAGAUUCUGGAGACUAUGUCUGUGAUGCAAACACAGAUGAUAUGCACUUCAGUCUUUUUGUCAAAGAAAUGAAAGUGAAAUUCAUCCGGCGACUGGAGAACAUGGUGUCUCUGAAGGGCAAAAGCCUCACGUUACGAUGUGAGAUCAAUAAACCAAAAGGAGAUGUCCAGUGGGUGAAAGACGGCCUAGAAAUCUCGCCAAGUCGUCGUCACAGAAUAAGGGCGCAGGGUCGUGAGAGAAGUUUUACGAUCUUUGACGUACUUGAAGAGGACGCAGGCGAAUAUGCAUGUGAAAGCACAGAUGACAGAACCUCAGCAACUCUCACUGUCAACACCCCCCGUGUUGUGGAGUUCAUUGCGGAACUCCGUAACAUCACGGUUUGUGAAGGGGAAGACGCAGUAUUUAAGUGUGUGGUCUCACCAGCGGAUGCUCAGUUCAUGUGGCGCCUGAAUGGCAAACAGGUAGCACUGAAUGAGCGCACUGUUGUUUCCAGCAGUGGACUCUGCCACAUGCUUUGUAUCCGCAACUGCAUGGUUUCAGAUAGCGGCAUAGUGACAGCUGAUGCCGAGGGAUUGAUAUCAAAGUGUGAACUCCAGGUUCAAGAAAGGCAGGUCGUUUUCACCAAGAAGAUGUUGCCAGUUACAGCUGAGGAACUCGGAGAAGCGACCCUCGAGGUCGAGGUGAGCCUCCAAUCGAAGGAAGUGCAGUGGAUGAGGCAAGGGGUACUGAUACACCCCGGGGCCAAGUACACCCUGAAACAGAAGGGCCCCAAACACAGCCUCACAAUUCACAAAUUGGCCAUGUCCGAUCGCGGUACCUACAGCUGUGAAACCCUCCAUGACUGCACGCAAGCCCAACUCACAGUGGAACCUCGAAAAAUCACAAUCAAGAAAGGUCUGUCAGACAUAAAAACCAUGGAUCGAGAGACGGCCACUUUUGAAGUCGAACUCUCCCAUCCCAAUGUCUCCGGCACCUGGUGGAAAAAUGGAAACCAGCUUAAACUGACGAGUCACUUCCGCAUGACGGCCAAGGCAAACGUCCACAGCUUGACUAUUUCAAACCUCUCGGUAGAAGACACGGCCACCUACAUGUUCUGUGUGGAGAAGCUGAAAACAUCUGCGAGGCUGGUUGUCAAGGAACCUCCGGUGACAAUUUUUCGAAAAUUAGAGGACCAGAAAUUCCCCGAGGGAUCAGUCAUCUCUAUUGAGUGUGAACUGUCAAGGCACAAUGUGGAUGUUAAAUGGAUGAAGAAUGGCAGUGAGGUAAAGCCUGGCAAAAAUGUACGCAUUCACGCCAUUGGAAGGAAACGGUUCCUUCAGAUCACCAAAUGUAUUGUCAGUGACUCGGGCAUGUACACUUGCGAUGCCGGAGACGUGGCUACAAGCGGCACUGUGGAAGUCUAUGAACGGGAGCUGCUGGUCAUACAAGGCCUGGAGGAUUUAAACAUCGCGGAAGAUCAGAACGCCGUAUUUGUUUGUGAGAUCUCAGUGGAGGACGUGCCAGGAGAAUGGUACAAAAAUGGGGCGAUGAUUCAUCCGACCAGUACCAUCAAGACCAGACAGGAAGGGACCAAACACUUUCUUCUCAUGUGCAAUGUACGACCAGAGGACUCUGGUGAGAUCAAAUUUGUUGCCAGACAUUUAACCUCUGUUGCUAAACUGCAGGUGAAAGAAAUUCCCCUGAGCAUCGUUAAACCUCUGCAGGACAAGACGGCACUGGAGAAGACCCGCGUGAUGUUAGACUGCACUGUGUCCAACCCGCGAUGCAGCAUCCGCUGGUACAAAGGCAGCAACGUCAUCCUGCCUUCAGAACGUUUUGAGAUCAGCAGCGAGGGUUGCUACCGCAAGCUGAUCAUCCAGCAGGUGGUGCUCGACGAUGCGGGCACCUACAGCAUGCAGGUCGGGCAGUACACGUGCUCGGCAAAACUGACCGUGGAGGCUCAGACUGUGCUGAUGGUCCGAGAGCUGCAAGACGUGGAGGUCACGGCACCCGGUGAAGCCUGCUUGGAAUGCGAAGUGUCUGUGCCUGUUCAGAAGCGGCCAACCUGGAGCCUGAACGGGGAAACUCUACACCCGUCGGCUCAGGUGCGCUUGGAGAAGCUGGGCACGGUCCACAAGCUGAUCCUCAGGCAAACCUCCACUGGUAUGAGCGGAGUUGUGUGCUUCGCUUGCGGAAAAGCCAAGAGCUCAGCUCAACUGCGAGUGUUGAGUAACCCUUGAAAGAUUUUGGCUGUCGUCAACCUUCAGACUUAUAUUUGUCACACUACUGACAUUGUACGAGUGGUAAAUGGCUCAGGUACAGUGCCAUGCAUUUUAAAGGGUAUGUAGUGCCCUGGGAAAUUUUUAAUAUUCCAUCAUUUAUCCAUAAACGCAUGCCUUUUGUAUUCAUAUCAUACCACUUCGUGUAAUUACACACAAGAAAAUGAGAGAAAUUUGGCUCGAUUGUCAAGCUAAAACGACCGGUGCCCGAGAUCUGGCAGAUUGUGUGCGUGACGUCACGACAAGUGAAGAGAGUGCCACCGGCCACUAGGGGGGCAGCGCCUGUCUGCAUCAAUAUAAUUCCUUCUAGUGAGGGGAGAAUUAGGGGUGUUUUGAGCUGUUUAUGCUGAUGCAUUGUGUUCGUCCUGCACAGAUUCCAGGUUCCCUCAUGAAGAAGCACCCCUCGUUGUCAAUAAAAGAGAAUUCAGAAUUGACAGUGAGGGGUGUUUCGUCAACAAGAAAAAGGCUCAGUGCUUUAAUACUGAAUGGCGGCGAUGAUGGCAGACAAUUUCGUUUCUAGUUUCAGCGACGAAUCCGACGUAGAAGGACGUAACGAAUGUUCAUCUAAUGGUGACGAGGAGAGUUACGAGGCUUUAAUCGGUGUUUUAGGUUACCAAUUUGAGCCCAAACGAACGCCAAUGCAGCGUAAUGAAACGGUUAUUGAGGGGAGCAAUGACACUGAUGAAACAUCGGCAGCAGAUCGUGUGGGAAACACCAAUGAUUUUUUUGCAUUUCUUUUUGUGAAGCUGAUACACCGUGACUGCAAAAUAAAGGAAUGCAUAGAAUAAUUAUCAUUUAUUGCGCUAUCAUAGCUUUUCGCUCUGCCAACAGACACAAAUAUGAAUGGGAUCAGAGGAUCUGCUCUAUGUAUUUUACGAACAAUAAUUUAUACAUGUGUCCAGUCCUGUAUCCAAUGUGUGACAUUUUUUUAUUAUAAAAGAGUACUCACUCUGGCCAUUUCGAGCUUGGCUGCUCCCCUCCUUUGCUUAGCUUUAGCCUCCUUUACCAGUCAUCGUCCUCUUUCUUUAUAUCUCGGGACAUUUAGGUGGCUGCGCCUGUAUGGUCGGCACCGCAUCUCCUUUGAGCAGCAAUCUUUUAGCAAAACCCGAUUUCACUUGUCCAUAGUUCGAGAAGCUUUCAGGUGGAAAAUGCGCACCACAGAAAAGCGUGCUGGAGGCUGUGUCUAGAAAAUUAGCCCUCUUUGCACGGACGAACUUUACCCAUUGUCUGUGUAGUCCUGCUUUUUUUUUUCGCAUUCAGGAACUCAUGGAUACUAUAUUCCGAUAAAUAACUAUUUGUACGCCACAUAGCACAGCAGUGAUGAACCAUUUUUGUGAUGUUUUGGUCAAACAAACCCCAACGCUACUCUCUCGUCGUUAAAAAAACAAUGGCCCCUGGCUCCGCCUCGACUGUCAAUCACUUGUCGUGACGUCUCCGCCCCAUUCGGCUGUUUCCGGAACACUUUCGGAAAUGUUCGUCAUUUUUGAUCUAUUUUCGAUAAUUGCUCAUUAAUGUGAUUGAUUUUUUUGUUAACUUUAUCAAUAUUUGUUAUCUUGGCACAUAACGGUUCUAUUGAUGUCUCACACCCCCUUUGCCGCUACAUACCCUUUAAGUGUGUGAUUGCCUUUUAGAAACAAAAAUUCCGACUUGGUAUAUACUACUUACAUUUAGUUUGUCAGUUCGUCUUCUUUUGAACUUCCAGUAAGUAACACUCUGAAAUCACUUGGCAAUGUAAUGUAAAUAAUAUUGUGUGUGAACAUUUAAAAUGUUAUGAUUUCAAUAAAUU
Molecule: messenger RNA, 13549 nt
Organism: Corythoichthys intestinalis (scribbled pipefish)
Lineage: Eukaryota; Metazoa; Chordata; Actinopteri; Syngnathiformes; Syngnathidae
Product: obscurin-like protein 1
Exons: 38
Coding region: 910-11724 (3604 amino acids)
Molecular function (GO): protein binding
Source: RefSeq, a predicted model, not a curated record